AUGGCGAACGGAUUAAACGGCGCCAGUUACGGUCCACCAAUCAAGCCACCGGUGAAAACUUACUACAGUCAUGGCCGACGCGGCUCCGACGUAGGUUGCGGUAUCUGUGGUUGUUUCUCCAGCUGUCUCCUUUGUUGCGGAGGUUGUCUCGUAAACAUCAUCUGCAACAUCCUCAUCGGUGUACUCGUUUGCCUUGGAGUCGUUGCUUUAAUCCUCUGGUUUAUCCUCCGACCAAACGUCGUGAAAUUCCAAGUUACGGAAGCUGAUUUAACGCGAUUUGAGUUCGAUCCAAGAAGCCAUAACCUUCAUUACAAUAUCUCGUUGAACUUUUCGAUACGUAAUCCUAAUCAACGUCUUGGGAUACACUAUGAUCAGUUAGAGGUGAGAGGUUACUACGGUGAUCAGCGUUUUUCUGCUGCGAAUAUGACGUCGUUUUAUCAGGGACAUAAGAACACGACGGUGGUUGGAACGGAGUUAAACGGACAGAAACUGGUUUUGCUCGGUGCCGGUGGACGGAGAGAUUUUAGGGAGGAUCGGAGGUCUGGGGUUUACAGGAUCGACGUGAAGCUCAGAUUUAAGUUAAGGUUUAAGUUUGGGUUUUUGAACUCAUGGGCCGUUAGGCCCAAGAUUAAGUGUCAUCUCAAAGUCCCCUUGAGCACCUCUAGUUCAGAUGAAAGAUUUCAGUUUCAUCCCACCAAGUGCCACGUUGACCUCUGA
Arabidopsis thaliana (thale cress) is the source of this 717-nucleotide messenger RNA. RefSeq names its product Late embryogenesis abundant (LEA) hydroxyproline-rich glycoprotein family. Bases 1 to 717 code for a protein of 238 amino acids. The transcript has a single exon. Gene Ontology annotation, cellular component: membrane. The record is from RefSeq and is marked reviewed. Lineage: Eukaryota; Viridiplantae; Streptophyta; Magnoliopsida; Brassicales; Brassicaceae. Gene Ontology annotation, biological process: defense response to other organism.